Molecule: messenger RNA, 1263 nt
Organism: Linum trigynum
Lineage: Eukaryota; Viridiplantae; Streptophyta; Magnoliopsida; Malpighiales; Linaceae
Source: the annotation of a GenBank genome assembly
CAGACAAAAACAGAGAAAAAAGCUUGGAUAAUCAUGGAUGCCAAUUGCUUUCUCAGUUCCUCCAAUCCCUUCACCAAAACCACUGCACUAGAAUUCCCCACUCCUUCAUCCAGAUCCCUCCACUUCCCUUGUUCAAGAAGAUGCUCCAAUGGAUCACCAUUUCAACCCAAAAGAGUUCGCCUUUCCUCCUUCAUUACAUGCUGUCAAUCGGCGGGAUCGUCCGACGAUCUGCAUCAGCACGCCGAAUCGUUCCUGCAGGCGGAUUGGAGAUGGUUCAGGGCAAAAAUGGUCGCUAACGAGCAAGCCUUUAUGACCGCGAGCACCGGGAAAAGCUCGCCGGCGGCGGCAGAUCCAGACGAGGAGCGUACAUCACAACCGCCGCUGCAGCUGGUGACGGUGGGAGAUAGAUGGGCCCACGCCAUCCACGAGCCGGAAAGAGGGUGCCUGCUCAUCGCAACGGAGAAGCUGGAUGGGGUCCACAUCUUCGAAAGGACGGUGGUCCUUCUCCUCUCAACGGGCCCGGCAGGCCCAUUGGGCAUCAUCCUCAACCGCCCGUCCCUCAUGUCCAUCAAGGAGAUGCGAAACACCGCAACGACGACGUCGUCGUCUCUGUCUGUGAUGCCUCCAGAAGCGUUUUCGGGCCGGCCGUUGUUCUUCGGAGGCCCACUGGAGGAAGGCCUGUUUCUGGUGAGGCCCAGAGGAGGAUACGACAAGGACAGGCUGGCGAGGAGCGGGGUGUUCGAGGAGGUGAUGAAAGGGUUGUACUACGGGACCAAGGAGACGGCGGGCUGCGCGGCGGAGAUGGUGAAGAGGAAUAUGGUCGGCGUCGGGGAUUUCAGAUUCUUCGACGGGUAUUGCGGUUGGGAGACGGAGCAGUUGAGAGAGGAGAUUGAUGCUGGGUAUUGGACUUUGGCGGCUUGUAGCUCGAGUGUUAUUGGGCUGGAUAAGGAAGCUGGUUUUGGGCUUUGGGAGGAUGUCUCCUGGCUUGUCGGCCCAAAAGCGGUGUCCUGAGAGAUUAAUCACUGUACUGGAAUUUUAUGACGACUGAAUCUGAUUAUCUAUUGGUAAACUUUGAUCAAGGUAUUGUAAAUUAUCUCUUGUUGGACCUGCAAAGCUCCUUGGAUUACUAAACGUUUUCCUGGAGAACGAUGAAAAGGAGAGGGCAUUUGAAUUUUCCUAUAUAGAGAGAGCAUUAGAGCUCAUUAACUCCUACGUUUUAGGCCUUAGCUGUUCAGCAUUCCAUAAUGAAUGAAUAUACUUAUA